Molecule: messenger RNA, 2129 nt
Organism: Carya illinoinensis
Lineage: Eukaryota; Viridiplantae; Streptophyta; Magnoliopsida; Fagales; Juglandaceae
Product: probable serine/threonine-protein kinase PBL1
Exons: 5
Coding region: 202-1917 (571 amino acids)
Biological process (GO): protein phosphorylation
Molecular function (GO): ATP binding; protein kinase activity
Source: RefSeq, a predicted model, not a curated record
UAGGUUUGACCGCUGCUCAUUGGCCUCCGCUUCCCCUCUCUCUCUCUCUCUCUCUCUCUUUCUCUCUCAAAAAUCUUUUUCACUUCUUGGCCUCUGUCGUCUGUUUCUUCGUCUUGUCUGGGCUUUUUCCUUCACCAAAUCAAGACCACAGCUUUGAAAUCCCACCAUUUGUGGCUCUCUCUAUCUCGUCGGGAGGAUUCCAUGUGCUAUGCUGCUAUUUUCCAGAAAGAUAGAAGGCUGCGUAACAUUUUCAAAUAUUUAUACAAUAAGAUGGGGUGUUUCACGGUUUUGAAGUGUAAGAAGAAAAAGUCUGAGCAGACUGUUUACAUCACACGUGCUAAACCUAAGGAUCAUUCACCUGCUGUGCUUCCAGAACCCCCAAUUCAAACCCGGUCACUACAGUCUGCACCCCCAAGUUUUAGGACUAGAGUGAAACCCAUUCCACCAGUUAACAAAGUCAUCAACAAUAGAACGCGGGCAUUAUCUGCUCCAUCAUCUCUUGAUGCUGCGGAGCAAGAUGCUCUUACAUCAGUUGAAUAUGACGAGCAGGAAGAGUUGAGGUACCAAAAUGGAUCAAUAAAGGAACUACGAUGCCCAAGUCCACAACCUCUUCCUUUGCCAUCCCCUCAGAAUUCUGCAGCAUUGAAGGCUACAGGAAGCUUGAAGUCAGGAACUUCCAGCGGGCCUCUCUAUGCUUCUGGACCACUGCCUUUGCCUCGUACUGGGACACUUCGGAACUUUUCAUAUGAUGAGGUUGCUGCUGCUUGCUACAAUUUCUCUUCAGAUCGAUGUGUUUCGGAAGGUCUUUCUUCCGUUAUAUAUAAGGGUUCGUUUGGAGAAGAUGCUUCUAGUUCAAAGAAGUUUGAAGCAACUGUUACUCGCCUUCACCCAUCCACUCAGGGUUUGAAAGAAUUUAUAAAUGAGGUAAGCACAAUUGCAUCCUUGCAUCAUCCAAACCUCUGUAAAUUGCUUGGAUACCAUGCACGUGAAGUCUCAGAACCUAGAAUGUUAAUAUAUGAGAGGCUCUUUCAUGGAAGCUUAGACCGACUUCUGUAUGGGAGAUCAGAUGGGCCUCCCAUUGACUGGAAUACAAGAAUGAAAAUUGCUUUAUGUGCUGCACAAGGUCUUACUUUCUUGCACGAGGAAGGACCUUUUCAGGCAAUGUACAACGAAUUUUCAACUGCCAACAUUCAAAUUGACAAAGAUUUUAGUGCAAAGCUUUCAGGAUAUGGCUGUGUUGGCCACAUUCCUGAGUUAGAGAUCUCUAAUAAUUCAGUAGCAGUGGCAAACCUUUCUGUGGAGACGCUGGAGAAAGGAAUGCUCACUCCAAAAAGCAACGUUUGGAGCUUUGGAAUUGUUCUUCUAGAGCUACUUACUGGCCGUAAGAAUCUUGAUAGCCGUCAUCCGAAGGAAGAGAGGAAUUUAGUUAAAUGGAGCUGGCCUUUCCUGGCUGAUGAUGGUCGACUAUCUCUGAUCAUGGAUCCCCAUUUAAAACGCCGCUUCCCAUCCAAAGCAGCCAGGACAGUUGCUGACAUUGCACAAAAAUGUCUUCAGAAGGACCCCUCAGAAAGACCCACGAUGAGAACCAUUGUUGAGCAUCUCAAAAUGAUACAAGACAUGAAGUAUUCCUGUCGUUUUCCUCUGCAAGAACCAGCGAGCAUUGCUGGAAAACAGAUGUCUAGGUCACCAAGUCUAAAUGGAAUCAUUACCCCAGCUCCAAGGUUAAGUUUCUCGCCAUCACCACCAUCAAGAGCCCAACCAUCUGUUUCUCCUACUAGGCGAGCUGCCCUGCCUUUGUCACUUCCUCCUCGUGCUUGUUCCUCGACCCUCUCUUUGGUGGAGCUUGAGCGGCAGGAAAGCAGGAAAGCAUCAUCAUCAUCAUCAACUCUUCGUAGAGGUAGCGUCGAAGGGUUUUGAUUGUAUAUAGUGGCAUUUUUUUUCUUAAAUUUUUUGGUGCUUUUUCAUGAUUUAACAUAAUAUAUAGAAGAUAAACAUACUGCUGUUGUUUCCACGUUUCCAUCCCUGGAGGUGAUGAAAGAGAGGAUAUGCUCUUUUGUAGAUAGCGCAAGCCCACUCUCACUGGGUUCGAUCAAUUAUAUAUUAUAGGAAAUUGAAUGUUCCUUUUACCA